AGCUGUGCCAGAGGAAAAGCAGCCAUUCUGGACAUUUCAGGACACUUUUCCGUCCUCCAGGGUGGAAUUGGAGCGAGGAGGAAACCUUUAAAUGAGACACUACAGUCAUUAAUUACAUUUUGAAUGUAAACAAUAGAUAUUUAGGCAGCUACCUGUGUCUUUAAAUGUGAAAAUUGUAACGUUAAUGAAAACAUGGAGCAGGCUGACCACGAACCCCGCCUAUUCAGGACGAAUCCGUCACUGUUUGGUUCAUAUUCCUGACAUUAAAAUAGGAAUAUUUAGAGGACUAAACAAAGGACUACUCGUGAAUGUACCGCAGAGGCUUUUACACACAGCCUCGGGGAAUAUCGAGCUAAAGCACCGCUAGUCGCUCGGUAGGAGAAGCCGUGUUUACAGGGUGAAGAUUUGUUAAGCGGUUUUUUUAUUUAUUUAUGUUUAUACCAGUAUAUUUGCCAAAGCAAUGGAGGACGGCUUGGCGUCAGAAGACGAUAUUUUGCUGCACUCAGAGAAGGCAUUUCACAACGCUACAAAGCGGAAUGACACGGGAAAGAUGCUGGAGCUUAUUAGGAAAGGGGUAGACAUCAAAGUUAAAAAUAAAGUAGACCGGAAGGCACUGCACUGGGCUGCAGGUGCUGGUAGUGAAGAUGCUCUGCGUUUGUUGCUGGAGCAUGAUACUCAGCUGGAUGAUGCAGAUAGCUUUGGCAUGAGUGCCCUGCUGUUGGCAGCAUGGUUCGGUCACCUCAAAAUCUUGCAGAUCCUUGUGUCAUCUGGAGCAAAACUCAACUGUGAAAACAAAAAUGGGCUAAAUCUGCUGCACUGUGCUGCACAGCGAGGUCACAUCCGUAUACUGGAGUAUAUCAUGGAGGAUCUAGAGGAUGUCCGACUUGACAGAGUUGACAAGUCAGGUAAGACAGCAUUCCACCUGGCAGCAGAACAUGGACAUCUGGAGGUGACGGAGUAUCUUAUUGGCAUGGGCUGUGCUCACGAUCUCAAGGACAAGGAGGAGAACACUGCACUCCAUCUGGCAGGAAAACACGGCCAUGUAGAAGUUCUCCAGAAGAUUUUGGAAACAGGGGAGAACAUCAAUGAGAGGAAUAUUGAAGGUCUGACUGCUUUACAUUUGGCUGUGGAAGGAGGACAUUAUGACUGUGUCAGGCUGCUGAUUGAGACUAAUUGCAACGCCAGUGAACUCACAAAUAAGAACAUGACGGCUCUUCACAUUGCGGUCCAACAUGGAUUUGAAAGAGUGGUCAGGCUGCUUGUGGAGGCUGGAGUAAGUGUGGACUCAGUUGAUAUUAAUCGCACCGCUGCAGUUCACUUGGCAGUGUUCAACAACUACACAGAGAUUGUUAAAAUACUUAUUGAUGCAGAAUGUGACCUAAAUGUUUUGGAUGAUCGGCUUCAAACGGCUCUACACAUAGCAGCAGAACACGGACGGCAAAACAUAGCUGAAAUGAUUCUUAUUGCUGGGGUCAACCUUAAACUUCUCGACAAGCAGGGAAAGACACCACUGGACAUUGCGGCCAGAGGCAAUCAUGUGAACGUGGUCGACAUUAUAAUCAAAGCGGAAAGAUUUUACAAAUGGGAACAGGAUAACUGCUCUGAAUCGUUAGUGCGAAGGAAUGUGACCUUCAAGCAAGACCAUAAGCAGGAGACACAGCACAUUCGCUCUGUCUUAUGGAAGUUAGCCACCAAACACCUGAAAGCUGGAGAGUGGAAGACACUGGCACAGUAUUGGCAAUUCACGGACGCGCAUAUUCGAGCCAUAGAACAUGAGUGGACAGGUACUAAAAGCUAUAAGGAUCAUGGGCAUCGCAUGCUGUUGAUCUGGCUGCAUGGUGUGUUGAUUGCUGGAGAAAACCCCAUUAAAAGCUUGUAUGAAGGCCUAAUGGGAAUCUCAAUGAUAGAUCUAGCAGAAACGAUGCGACAGCAGGCCAAUGCAGACCCUAACACUCCCAGGAAGUGUGUGACAAUGUGAACCAGUGUUGCCUCAAAACACGCCGAGGAAUAGAAGUUUACAGCGAAUGAUACAAGAUGAAAUACAGUCCAGGGCUUAUUAUGCAAUAAAACAUGAACAAAGGUUUUCUUAACAACAUGCUGAUGCAUUCAGUUUUGAAGGGCUACUACAGUACCAUCUGCUGAUUCUGAUGCAACAAUUAAAAGUGACAAAUUGAGUAUCUCAUGAUUAUGUCAAUGGCUAGAAUAUUGUAAAGUAAAAAGUCCAAUUCUAAAUCAUCUAAAUGUGUUGGGCUGAACAAUGUUCUCAAGUUCUGUACUGCCAGAUUUUAGGUCCUACUUUCUCUUUUCUAUACAAUUAGCUUUUAAUAAAUUCUGGCCCAGAUUAAAAUAGGAAAGUUAUGAACAUGGUAUGUCUAGCAGAGACACAGCUGAACAAUAGCUAAGGACAGCACAAUAGUGGCUCCUGCUUUGUAAUAUCCUAAAUAGUAAAGUAUUAGAGAGAAACUGGACCAACAUCAACAUGUCACCUUCAACUUGUCAUGAAUCCAGGGUUAAGAUCCUACAGCUAUAAAUCACUGUGUUACUUAUGGUCCAAAAAAAAAAAAAAGAAAAUUGUUUAAACAUUGCAUUGCCGGUAUACUGUAUUUCAAAUGUUAAAAUCAACCCUUUAAUUGUUCCUGUCUCCUGAACUACACUAUUUGGACAAAAGUAUUAGGACCUCACAAUGUUUGCGGUCCAAUGUCUUUGGAUUGUUGGAAUUAAAGCUUUCCUUCACUUAAACUAGAAAACCCAAACCUGUUCCAGCAUGACAAUGCUCCUGUUGGAGUGGAAGAUCUUGAGUGGUUUGCUUUAGAGAUCUGACCUCAACCCUUUUGAACACCUUUGGAACGAAUUGGAAUGCUGAGUGCACCCCAGCUCACCUCACCUACAUCAGUCCCUGACUUUACUACAACUCUUGUGUCUGAAUGAGCGCAAAUCUCCACAGACACACUCAACAAUAUGGCAGACAAUCUUUCCAGAAGAGUGGAGGUUAUUAUAACAGCAAUUUUGGACUAAACGUGAAAUGGGAUGUAAAAAGAAACACUUAGAAUCUUAAGGUCGGAUGUCCACAAAGCAUUGGAUUGCCAAAUGUUUUUUUUUUUACUCAAUAAUGAGUAAAGACAGAUGAGGAGGCAACUUGAGGAAAUGGGAGAUAAAUAUCCAUAGAAGGAGCAUUUGUAUAGCUUUAUAUUGCAACAACCGCUUUCUACUUUAGGUCUCAUCAGCACUUAUUCAGUGUUUUAAAUUAUUACAAUUUACAUCGAAAAUGUAUUUUAAACAGUGUGACUUUUUUUGUAAAUAGAUUCACUUUUACACUUAUGCAUAAUGCAUGGCUACAAUUGAUAUUUAUAUUGUAACAUGAAAAGCAUUAUGGCUUUUUAAUUACUUAAACUGUGAUUUGUUUUAUGUUUAAAAAAACUAAAUAAAGUUGUUGACACAUUCAUAUACUGUACAUGUAUGGAAUGAAAUGUGUUUAACACUUUAAGGCUACAAUUAGGACCUUUUGGAAAGAGACUCAUCCUUUAUCUGUCACAUGGUGUAAAGUUUGGGUAUGUUUAAUCCCAGGCCAAACGAAUCAUGUAAUUUUAUGUCAUUUAUGUUUGGUUAAAUUUCUUUUUGAUAAUGUGUCAUACUCAGGUUAAAA
Messenger RNA from Silurus meridionalis, 3643 nucleotides. RefSeq names its product ankyrin repeat and death domain containing 1A (gene ankdd1a). Gene Ontology annotation, biological process: signal transduction. Bases 461 to 1978 code for a protein of 505 amino acids. The transcript has 15 exons. The record is from RefSeq and is a predicted model, not a curated record. Lineage: Eukaryota; Metazoa; Chordata; Actinopteri; Siluriformes; Siluridae. Gene Ontology annotation, molecular function: protein binding.